This is a messenger RNA of Protobothrops mucrosquamatus (brown spotted pit viper), 603 nucleotides long. It is a transcript of the gene TMED6, whose product is annotated as transmembrane p24 trafficking protein 6. Gene Ontology annotation, cellular component: endoplasmic reticulum-Golgi intermediate compartment; endoplasmic reticulum; Golgi apparatus. The transcript is spliced from 4 exons. Gene Ontology annotation, biological process: intracellular protein transport; endoplasmic reticulum to Golgi vesicle-mediated transport; Golgi organization. Bases 1 to 603 code for a protein of 200 amino acids. The record is from RefSeq and is a predicted model, not a curated record. Lineage: Eukaryota; Metazoa; Chordata; Lepidosauria; Squamata; Viperidae.
AUGAGGGACCGGUAUGAUUUUGCCAUUGUCAUCUCUGCAGGUGGCAUUGAAUGCCUCUGGCAAUUUGCACACCAAAAUGGCUCCUUCUACUUCAGCUAUGAGGUGCAGAGGACUUCAGGCCUUGGCCAUGAUAGACACAUCCUAGCAACUGUGAAUGACCCCAGUGGCUUCCACCUCGGCACCUCCCAGGAUGUGCAGGGACAGAUCAACUUCCCGACUCGGGAGACAGGCUUCUACCAGCUGUGCCUGAGUAAUCGAUACAACCAUUUUGGAACUGUGCAAGUGUAUCUCAACUUCGGGGUCUUCUAUGAAGGCUUUGAUCUAGAAACUGCUGAGCUCAAGAGGACAGAACUCAAUGGCACCCUGGAAGCAAUUGAGAAGAGCACCACCAAGCUGCUGACCAAUAUCUUCCACAUGUGGCGCUACUACAACUUUGCUCGGAUGAGGUCAAGGACAGACUUCAACCUUCUCCAGUCCAACUACACCUAUGUGAAGUGGUGGUCGGCAGCUCAGAGUGUUGCCAUUGUGCUCUCUGGCAUCCUUCAGCUCCGUUUCCUCAAGCGCCUCUUUGCUAUGCAGCCGAGCCAGAAGCCCAGAUGCUGA